Messenger RNA from Etheostoma cragini (Arkansas darter), 1457 nucleotides. It is a transcript of the gene micu2, whose product is annotated as mitochondrial calcium uptake 2. The record is from RefSeq and is a predicted model, not a curated record. Gene Ontology annotation, cellular component: uniplex complex. Gene Ontology annotation, molecular function: calcium ion binding. The transcript is spliced from 12 exons. Gene Ontology annotation, biological process: mitochondrial calcium ion homeostasis; calcium import into the mitochondrion. Bases 65 to 1318 code for a protein of 417 amino acids. NCBI's taxonomy places the organism in Eukaryota, Metazoa, Chordata, Actinopteri, Perciformes, Percidae.
ACAGUACGCAGCUACGGAAGCCUAGCCUUGGAGUUUUUCGUUUACAGCUAACUUCCUAAAAAAAAUGGCCAGCUGGGGAAGGGUAGCCGCCGGGGUGAGGAAUAUUUCGAGGAGUCCUCAGUCUCUGAAAACGUUAUCACUGCGACGUGCUGUCAGACCUGGUAUUUUAGGGUCUGUUAUCGGAACUGGGGUUAUCUGUUAUUACCAAUAUCAUGCCAACAACAGGACUCUGCCCUUCGCGGUUCAUGCCGAGGUACCAAAAGAAGCUUCACCGCCCCAACCGUCUGCUAGGAAGAUUCGUUUCAUCCAGUUCGCCUCCGUAGUCUACGAAGAAGAGCCCUACAUGACCCCGCGAGACUUCCUGUUCUCUGUGAUGCUGGAGAAUGUUGACAGAAAGCUGCAGAAGAGAAGUUUAACAACAAAAGAAGUUAACCAAAUGUUGGGGGCUGCCACUAAAGCUCGGGCUGGUAGUGAGCUGUUCAGAUCCAUAGGAGACAACGGUUUGAUAUCCUACACAGAGUAUCUGUUCCUGCUGACUAUCCUGACCAAGCCGAGUACAGGAUUUCAUAUAGCUUUCAAAAUGCUGGAUGUAGACGGGAAUGAGCAGGUGGACCAAAAGGAAUUUCUCAAGCUGAAGAAAAUCAUUGGAGGUCAAAAGAGAGCACAGGAAAGCACAGAGAAACCAGCGGAAGAAGGAGAGAGUGUGAACACAACUCUGCAGGCCUACUUCUUUGGGAAGAAAGGAGAAAACAAGCUGCACUAUCAGGAGUUCUGCAGGUUCAUGCAGGACCUGCAGGCUGAAGUCCAGGAGAUGGAGUUCCUGCAGUUCUCCAAAGGAAUGGACACCAUGCGUAGAGAAGACUUUGCAGAGUGGUUGCUCCACUACACCAACGAAGAAAACAACGACAUCUACUGGGAAAACAUGAGGAAGAGGAUCCCUGCCGGCCAGAGUAUCACGUUCGAUGAGUUCAAGGCCUUCUGUCUCUUCACCAACAACCUGGAGGAUUUCGCCUUUUCACUGAAAAUGCUCACUGGAGCCAACCGUCCUGUUGGAAUGGCCCACUUCAAACGAGCUGUGAGGAUCGCCACGGGCAACGAUCUGUCUGAGAACGUGCUGGACACUGUGUUUAAACUGUUCGACAUGGACGGGGACGACUGCCUGAGCCAUAAGGAGUUCCUGGGUGUGAUGAAAGACCGAGUGCUGCGAGGUCUCAGGGUGCAGAAUCAGAGUGGCUUCUCUGGCUACUGGAAAUGUGUGAAGCAAGAGACCCUGAAAGGAGCGAAGGAGGCCCUGGGGGGCGCCGCGGCCCCCAUCUGACCCACCGUGAUCAUCCAGGACACAUCUGAUAGACGAUGACUCGUACCACUGCUUACCUUGGUAUUGUAUAAUCAAAAGAAGUGGUGCAAACCGAUCAGAAACGUAACCACUUGAAGAAACUAAAGGAUUUCCACCACUA